CAGUAGCGGAAGCAGUAGCAGUAGCAGUGAUGGCGGCGGUGCUGAGGGAGAGUGAUGAGUUCUCAGCUCUGAGACACAGAAUUAAACUAAACACAGAGUUACUGUUACAGUCUCACACAGAGCAGGACGAGAAGAGUAAAGAGGAUUUGAAGCCGCUUCCUCGUUUUAAUCGACACUCCAUCUUCUGGAUUUUGACCUCUGUGGGUUUGACCUACUACGUGGAUUUCUUCAGCGUGAUUCUGGAGAACGAGGACGUUAAAAACUGGUGGUUUCAUGUCGGACUGGUACUGCUGGGAGUGUGUAUAGCCCUGGCGGGGUUCUGUAUCGUGUAUCUGGAGUGGUACCGAGGGAUCAAACAUUAUGAUCAGGAAUAUCCAGCCGUACCUCCUGUUACCACGGCUGCCUUCAUCGCUGCCUCCUUCAGCUUUAACAUCGCUCUGUGGCCGGUCUGGUCGUUCUUCACUCCUGUGAUUCUCUUCACUCAGUUUAUGGGCGUCGUGAUGCUCAUCUCAUUACUAGGAUAGAAGCUGCAGUGUGAAGUGCAACUUUUUAUAUUUCAUUAUUUUAUUUCAUGAUUUUUUUUACUACUAUUGUUCUGUCUCACACACACACACACACACACACACACACAAAACUUACAAUGAUUAUUAAAUUAUUCAGUAUAAGCAUAAAACCACGUGUUUGAGUUCUGAUUUGUGUAAUAAAACUUGAUUUAUUAAUAAA
Molecule: messenger RNA, 723 nt
Organism: Trichomycterus rosablanca
Lineage: Eukaryota; Metazoa; Chordata; Actinopteri; Siluriformes; Trichomycteridae
Gene: tmem128
Product: transmembrane protein 128
Exons: 5
Coding region: 30-524 (164 amino acids)
Source: RefSeq, a predicted model, not a curated record